Molecule: messenger RNA, 905 nt
Organism: Daktulosphaira vitifoliae (grape phylloxera)
Lineage: Eukaryota; Metazoa; Arthropoda; Insecta; Hemiptera; Phylloxeridae
Product: inositol hexakisphosphate and diphosphoinositol-pentakisphosphate kinase-like
Exons: 1
Biological process (GO): inositol phosphate biosynthetic process; inositol metabolic process
Cellular component (GO): cytosol
Molecular function (GO): diphosphoinositol pentakisphosphate kinase activity; inositol hexakisphosphate kinase activity; 5-diphosphoinositol pentakisphosphate 1-kinase activity
Source: RefSeq, a predicted model, not a curated record
AAUGGCCUAUUUGUGAUUGUCUUAUUUCUUUCCAUUCUAAAGGUUUUCCAUUAGAAAAAGCUAUUAGGUAUGCUGAGCUGAGAAAUCCUCUAGUUAUUAAUCAUCUACCUACUCAAUUUGCUUUACAAGAUAGAAGACAAGUUUAUUCAAUUUUGGAGUCUGAAGGAAUUUUAAUUCCUAGAUAUGCUGUUUUAGAUAGAGAAUCACAGGAUCCUAAUUUGCAUGAGCUCAUUGAAUCAGAAGAUCAUGUUGAAAUAAAUGGAGUAGUGUUUAACAAACCAUUUGUCGAAAAACCAGUAUCAGCUGAGGAUCAUAAUAUUUAUAUUUACUAUCCCACUUCAGCAGGAGGAGGUAGUCAACGAUUAUUUCGAAAAAUAGGCAGUCGUAGUAGUGUGUAUUCACCUGAAUCUAGAGUUCGAAAGACCGGUUCCUUUAUUUAUGAAGAUUUUAUGCCAACUGAUGGUACUGAUGUUAAAGUUUAUACUGUAGGGCCUGAUUAUGCACAUGCAGAAGCUCGAAAGUCGCCAGCUUUAGAUGGUAAAGUUGAAAGAGACGCUGAAGGUAAAGAAAUUAGGUAUCCUAUUAUUCUUAGCAAUUCAGAAAAAAUGAUAUCUCGUAAAGUAUGUCUUGCAUUUAAGCAAACAGUUUGCGGUUUUGAUUUACUGCGAGCAAAUGGAAAGUCAUUCGUUUGUGAUGUUAAUGGUUUUAGUUUUGUAAAGAAUUCAAAUAAAUACUAUGACGAUUGUGCUAAAAUAUUAGGCAAUAUGAUUCUAAGAGAACUUGCGCCAACUCUUCACAUUCCAUGGUCAGUUCCUUUCCAGUUAGACGAUCCACCCAUAGUGCCAACAACUGUAGGUAAGAUGAUGGAGCUCCGAUGUGUAGUAGCUGUAAUCAGACACGGCGAU